AUGUCUCCUAACCAAAGUCAGUUUAUCAACGAGACUUCUGUUUUCAAGGUUAGGAAGAAUUUGACCGUGGAUGGAAUAGAGUUUUACAUAACUGACACUUUUGGUAAGGGACUGUUCGAAUCCUGCAAGGAUGUAAAAUUUGGUACGAUGAAUACUCGAGCCGUUGAUUUUGUUGAUGGUGGUGCUAAAAAUUUCAGAGAGUGGUAUGCAUUUAUUGGUACAAAAGCAGGUCUUGAUGUGCUAGGAUCACCAUAUUCUAUCAAUUUUUUGCCUGCUGCUAAUGAGUCAUCAGGUAUGAGACCUAUGAAUGUGUCUACGUAUUCAUGUGGUGACACUUCAUUAGGCUGUUCAUGUGGUGAUUGUUCUUCGUCCCCAAUCUGCUCAAACUCAGCUCCUCCCCCUCAUCAGAAACAUUCUUGUUCAGUGAGGAUCGGGUCUUUGAAGGCAAAAUGUAUUGAAGUUGCUAUGGCUAUAUUGUACAUAAUAUUGGUCUCUCUGUUUCUCGGGUGGGGUUUUUUCCACCGGAAAAGAGAAAGAAGUCCUGCUUCUAGGCAUGUAAACAGUAAAAAAGACAAGAAUACCCCUAUUCAGGUGCUUGGGGAUGCCCCUCAAACUGCUAAUCGUGUUCAACUCUCUAUCGUGCAAGAAUACAUGUCAAAGUUUUUCAGGAGAUAUGGAUCGUGGGUUGCUAGAAAUCCAACCCCGUAUUGUUUUUGUCAUUGGCUAUUGUUCUUAUGCUUUGCAUUGCUAAUUAUAGCAACAAUUCCAGCCUCUGUGAAUGGAAAAGCACCAAGCAUUGUGACAGAAAGCAAUAUCAAAUUACUAUUUGAUAUCCAAAAAAAGGUGGAUGGCAUCAGAGCUAAUUAUUUUGGUACAAUGGUAUCUCUAACUGACAUUUGCAUGAAACCACUUGGCAAGGAUUGUGCUACGCAGAGUGUUCUUCAGGCUUUAGCUAACAGAGCUUAG
Molecule: messenger RNA, 966 nt
Organism: Fraxinus pennsylvanica
Lineage: Eukaryota; Viridiplantae; Streptophyta; Magnoliopsida; Lamiales; Oleaceae
Source: the annotation of a GenBank genome assembly